CAUUGCUAUAAAUAUCGGCCUCCAGAGUCGGUCGAUCAGUGAACCACGAGGAUUUCGUACACCGAUUAAAAGGGGAGAACUUGUUUUGUUUUGAGUAUACCACAUUGAGAGCUGAACGUCUUAUCAUAUUUUCUUAAGAAAUUAGAGUUGGUGACAAUUUCUGACUUUCAUUCUAAGUAGCUGAGCAAGGAUAAGACACAUUGGAAACAGAACGGGACCUUAAGCAAAAAACUAAACGGUAAAAAGUUGUACUCACAAUCUUAAGGAGAUCGAGUACCUCUGGAGGAGAAAACGUUAGAGAGCAGAGAAAGAAAACAGGAGGACCAACGAAGAAAAAGAAGAUCUUCGACAUAGCUGUGCUGCAUAUAAACUACAUUGCUGUCAUUUAAAGACUUUGGGCAGAAAGCCAUCCAGAAAAUGAAGAUUAAUAGUAUAUCUGCCAUUAUAAUUGAUAUAUUACUUUUCUGGGUAGGACAUAUUUCUACAUUACCUAUCUCAAAGUUGUGCUAUCUCACAGAUAUUACUUCAGGUCCAUCACGUGUAAUUACUUCUGGUGAAUGCGGACUGAAAUGUGGAUCAAAGGCCGGAUGUCUAACAUUCAUUAUUUGUGAUAUUGCUUUCUCUAAGACAUGUACAAUCUACAAACUUGCUUCCAAAGAAACAUGCGGAAAAGAAGGAGUCAAAUGCUCAUACUUCAUACAGAACACUGUGUCCUCUGAUUCUGGCGAAAUCACGAAAUCCUUAAGAUUAAGUGAACAAGAUAUGAUUGUUUCACCUGUUACCAAGACAACGACAACGAUAACAAAAACAAUAACCACAACGUCUGUAGUGACAUCAUCUUUUCCCGCCACAUCACCUAAGAUAGAGACCGAAUCAGAGACAUCUUCUCAUGCGACGUCAUCGACUGCUGAUUAUACUGAGACGACAACUGAAGUCGAUGAAUCGACUUCAGAUGAAACCACUGAAAGAACAAAAGGAACUACAAUUCUAUCUCAAACCCUGGGUUUAAAUCUUUCAACGAAGAUUCCAAGAAAUGAAAGCGCGAUAACCGAUACCAGUACUUCAACAACUAGUGAAUCAAUGACAACAGAAGUCCCUGCUACAACAAAGAUUAUGAAUUGCCCUGACCACCUUCCUAAGGAAAUUUGUCAGCCUUUAACAUAAGACCUAAUUGUGAAUUACCUCUUUAUUUCACUUCUGCCUUUCUAGGACUUUUUUAGUUGGUAAAAAAAUAUUAUUUGUUUUGAGACAAAUCUUGGAAAUAGUGUAAUGUUAGAGAUUGUAUGAAAGAUAUAUGCUGGCAAUAUACAGUUCAUGUUAGACUUCUUGUGUUUCUCCAUUUUAAAUAGUUAGGUUCUGUAUAACCAUUUCAUAUGAACUAUAAAAAUGUCAUGUUUCAAAUCGAAGUUCAUUUUUCAAACAUUCAAUCUGUUGA
Molecule: messenger RNA, 1435 nt
Organism: Saccostrea cuccullata (small rock oyster)
Lineage: Eukaryota; Metazoa; Mollusca; Bivalvia; Ostreida; Ostreidae
Product: location of vulva defective 1-like
Exons: 2
Coding region: 418-1164 (248 amino acids)
Source: RefSeq, a predicted model, not a curated record